GGCUUCAGCCGCUUUUUUUCGGGGACGGCUGACAACAGUCAACAAGCUCGUGCCUGCUCGUGCAGCGGCGGACUCUCGGCGCGUGAACAGGGGAGCUCGCGACCCGCCGGGCGGAAGCCAUGAGCGGGGGUUCGCUGCUUCUCCUUGCAAGGGGCCGGACGGAAGCGCAGUCGGAAAUGUACGGGUGCCAGGAAGCGGCCAUGCCGGACUGGAAGCGGGAGCUACUGCGCAAGAAGCGCACCAUGCACAAGGCAUUCCCCAGCUGGGCGGCGCUCGCGGCCGGCUCUGGUGGCGACCGGACCGUUCACAAGGCUGUUCACCUUGGCGACGCGGCGCGCGUUCCGGCCGGACUGGUUUGCCCGCAGUCGCCCCGCGGAGGUGGCCCCCCGAGCAUGGGCGAAGACAAAGGCGGCCAGGCCGAACUGGAAAGUUCGGAAGACCACGAGUGGCAGUACGGUCCAGGCUUCGUCGACAGGCUGCGAUGCAAGUUCCUCAGCUUGAGCUUACGCGAGCCCAGUGGCCUGCAGCAGCCGCUGCGAGCUUACGCCAGCGUGGAAAACCUGUUGGAACCGAAAUCGAGCGUCCGGCCUACGUCGGCACCCAAGCCAGCAUUUCAGCGGGCCCGUAGUAUGGAAACCUUGUUAGAUCCACUCAUCAACGAGGACGUUGUAAUCGUGGAGCGGAGUUCGACCACAGCGAGUGAGUUGCCCCGGCCAGAUAUUGUCCGUACUUGCAAACGCAUUUUUGAGGCCUCGGCUGACAACCGCCGGCCGCUGCGGCGGCGGCCACCAGUGUUGCGUGCUCGCGCCCCCCUGCGUGCCGACAAGGAGAACAACCAGCCUCUGGCCAGACCGCGACCUGCUAGGCCCGUAGCCAACAUCAAGCCUUUGCGGAAGCAGGACGAGACGCCCCCGGUGAAGGAAGACGAGCCGCCGCUGAAAGCCCCAGUUGCCCCGGUCGCCCCAGUCGCUGUUGCUCGUCCCGAACGCCGAGACACUACGCCCCUGUGGCCGCAGCUCCGGCAGACUUCACCGGCGGCUACCAGUGUGGUGUUUGACUUCCGGGGCAAGGAUGUAAAGCCGCACGUGGCAGUGACCCGGGCACCCUGCGGCAGUCCGCUGGACUCUGACGAGCUGGACUCGUCUGAUGAGCCGCUUCCAUUCCCGUCCGGCAUCGUGUUCGUUGGAGAGAACGUCGUGAUUGGCGGCGGCGCCCUGCUCACCACCAGGAACAAGAAGCUGAAGACACAGUUCAACGAUAGUGCCUUGGUUACUAUUGAAUAUGUUCCUGAGGAAUGCCAGAGUCCCCGAGGAAAUGGUUACGAUGUGGAUGCACCCACUGUUAAUGGCGGGAAUUGUGGAGGCUCCUUGGGAAGCUACACGCCUAGUGCAUUGAGUAGUGGUGAGGCCUUCCAGUUGGGUCUAUGCCGACCGAGUCGACCUCUGCCUGCUCCCGAGACCGCUGAAGCCCCAGAACCUGAAGAGCCUGCCCCUGCCACAGCCUGGUCUUUGUCCGCCACCAGUUCAGACUUGCUCUUCUGAGGCUUGGGCCCCCUAGUCAGUGCGGCUUCUGUUUGCGCGUCCUUCCUGACUUGUGGUUGGCCUCUGUUGACUCACUUACAGCAGGAGCCCCACGAUCUGUUGAGAAUCUCGCAGUGUGUGCAGCCGCAGUAUGUGUGUAUGUGUGUGUGUUUUUUUUUUAGGCUUUAUGAGUUUUGUCUUGACUGUGCCCUACAGAUUACAGGGCACCUUCUCAUUGGCUGUACUCAAGAACCUUAAUAAACCAGCAGCCAUGGCUUGCUUUUUUUUCUAAGUAAAUUUCAUGUGUUACCGAAUUUAAGUUUUGUACACAUUUUUGUAGUCAAGAGAACUUUACACACAUAGUGCUGUUUAUGACCGUGUCAGGCUCCAGUGAUUGUGGUCUGUCGCAAAUGGUUGCUUGUAAUGCGAUUGUGUUACAGUGCAAAUGUUGAUUUUUGAGAAAGUGACUGGCUGCAAAGUCUCUGUGCAUGUUUCCUGUCCUGUAAAGCCAGUUUAUUUUAUAGUCAGUCGGAUUUAACUGACCAUAUGAUUAAACUGGGGUCAUGUUUGUUUUUUAAUAAAUAGCUCAAUGUUAUGAUUAUAAUGUGCAAUGUUCCAAUGCUGCCAAAACUUAGCACAGUAAAGUUCCUGUGUUCAAGCGAGAUGUUUGAUUCUGUGCAGAAGAGGAAAACCUGGUGGGUGUUGGUUUCUAGACAACUGGUUCUUUGAUACUGUCGCAAUAGAUCUGAAAAACCCUUCAGCUGUGAGAAAGUGUUUGGCAGAAUUGUACAGCGUGUGCUGUCAACUCUCAGGUUUGUGUCUGUUACAGUGUAAAGGCACGGGUACUAUGUAUGCCUGUGCUUUGGUCCUUCUUGUUUCCCACGUUGAUAAAACUGGAUAUUUAUUUAAAAGGCAGUUUUGUCAGAAAAGCUGCAGAGUUAGUGCUAGAAGUCUAACUUCGUUCCAUUCCAAGUCACUAAUCUUUUAGGUUGCUUUGUGCCCACUUAGCACUUCCAUGAGGUUGGCACUUCCAUAAGGAUGCAACAGAAAUGCCAGUAUGCAAUAAUAUACAGGGCAAGUUUGCCACAUACAUAAUACAGUAAGUUUAAUGGAGAAGAAUAUAAAUUAGUGUAUCUGUAUUUUGUAGUAAAUUUUCUCCAGCCAUAAUAAGCAAUCAUUCGAUAUUCAAUUUACUGACGUGCCCGUGUUGAGGUUUAGCAAGUUAGAAAUGAAAAUUCGGUCAUUGAAGAUUGCUUUUAGAUCUCCAGGUUGUCAGCACAGGAUGUUUGGCAAUAUUUUGCAGGUGCGCCACAGAUCCCCACAGGUUAUGUAGGAAGGUGUUGCCAUGUGUAUUGAAUUUUAACAAAUGAAUCCCAUCAUUUUGCUAAUUAUUUGGUGUUUUACAAAAAAAGGCAUUUUACAAAAUGUUGGCUAGGACAGUGUGUGCUGCAACUAUUGUCAUAUUAUGCCUGUGUCUUUCUCAUGCCUAAUGCAUGCCCUGUUUGUGAUACAUUGCCAACUGGUGUUUUAACGGUGCAGUUCUUUUGCUGACGUUAUACCAGGACAGACCAGAAGGAAAAAACAAUUCAUUGCUUUAUGUGGGUUUAUACACAAAAUGACAGCAUUUUGUUAUGCCAAUAUGUGUAUUUCGGUAGGGAAGCGACUGCAUGCAGUGUGCUGAUUCAUUGAAUUUCCUGGUGACAAUCCUACAGGCAUGUUCUUUUAAAAGUGGCUGGUCAGAAAGUAAAUUAAAUGCUUUGUGGCAUUACCUAAAUCAUCCGCUUGCAUUUUUUUUCUGUGGUUUCUACAUUGCUAGAGACAGCUCAACCGCUAAACUAAACACUUUCUACAUUCCAGCCAUAACAACCUCGGUAUACGUACUAGCUGUUUUUGACUGGGUGAACUAGGCUAAUUGAAUUAUUCAGAGUGCAGUAAUAUUGAGUAUAAGGAAUGUGCACAGCCAUGUUGUGGCGUGUGGCCUUUAAUUAUCCAGGCUCCAUGCUACAUCGACUGCCAAAGAUUGCUUUAAGUAUUUUAAAUACCCAUUUCAUACUAACUCUUUCUGCUGAGAAGCAAUUGUAAAUGUUUGUUGCUGUGAAGAUUUUCUCUUCAAGACAACUGCUACCUUUCUAAUUUUUGGCACAAACAUUUUGAGUAUGAAUAAAUGGCAUUUUGAAGACAC
Messenger RNA from Rhipicephalus microplus (southern cattle tick), 3702 nucleotides. RefSeq lists its product as uncharacterized. NCBI's taxonomy places the organism in Eukaryota, Metazoa, Arthropoda, Arachnida, Ixodida, Ixodidae. The record is from RefSeq and is a predicted model, not a curated record.